AUGUCCACCCCAAAGGUCACCCUCUACUUCGACCUCCUAAGCCCAUUCAGCUACGUCGCCUUCCACAUUCUCAAAAACUGCCCCAUCUUCUCAAAAUGCAACAUAACCUACACCCCAAUCCUCCUGCGUGACCUCUUCACCAAAUGCCAGAAUACGCCCCCGAUUGCUGUGAAGAAUAAAUCAACCUGGAUAAACAAAGAACGCCUCUACUGGUCCCGCCGACUAAAACUACCCAUGUGUGAAACUCCGCCAGCGGGGUUUCCCUUCCCGACUACUGAGGUCCAGAGUAUACUACUCGUGCUCGGUGAGCGGUAUCCCGGGGAGUUGGCUUCAGUUGUGGAGAGGUUAUAUCGCGGGCUGUGGGGAGAGGGGGAUUCACGUAUUGUGACUACGGAUGGGGUCAUGGGUGUGUUGGAGGAGGUUUUCGGUGGGGAGGGUGCGGGGGAGAUAAUUGAGGCUUCAAAAGAACCAGAGACCAAACUCCGUCUGACGGAGAAUACUCAAAGAGCAUUCGACACUGGAGCGUUUGGAUUACCCUGGUUCGAGUGUGUGAAUGCUUGUGGCGAGAAAGAGUGUUUCUGGGGCGUGGAUCAUCUACCGAGAGUGGUGGAGUUCUUGGGUUUGGAGAGGGGGGAUUCUAGUUGGGGUUUCUGA
Aspergillus nomiae NRRL 13137 is the source of this 654-nucleotide messenger RNA. Its product is annotated as 2-hydroxychromene-2-carboxylate isomerase. Gene Ontology annotation, molecular function: glutathione transferase activity; glutathione peroxidase activity. The record is from RefSeq and is a predicted model, not a curated record. The coding region runs from base 1 to 654 and encodes 217 amino acids. Lineage: Eukaryota; Fungi; Ascomycota; Eurotiomycetes; Eurotiales; Aspergillaceae. Gene Ontology annotation, biological process: glutathione metabolic process. The transcript is spliced from 4 exons. Gene Ontology annotation, cellular component: mitochondrion; peroxisome.